Molecule: messenger RNA, 830 nt
Organism: Nezara viridula (southern green stink bug)
Lineage: Eukaryota; Metazoa; Arthropoda; Insecta; Hemiptera; Pentatomidae
Source: the annotation of a GenBank genome assembly
GUACGAACUUAUUCUCCAGUUAACCAUGAAUCCCUCAGGCGGGUCUUCUGGACGCUCUUUCGACCAGGGUUCGGACCCGCCACGCGAACCGAACUCCAACGACGAAAGUGACUUUGCACGCGCUGCCUCCGCGUUUAGAGUUAACAGUAUCACCAAGUGUGAGGUGCAGUGCUACGUUUGUUGGAAGCGGUUUCAUACCCAUUGUGUCCGCCUCCCUUUACAAAUUUUCCGAUGCCGAGAUUGCAGAAAAAGAGUGUCACCAAUUUUUUCAGAACCGGAGACAGGCGCCUCCCCCCAGCCCAGAAGGCUGGAAACGAGAAAUGUUGGUACCGGUGAAAAUUCCAAAGUAAAGGAAUCAAUAAUAAAGAAGAAGGCAGAGUCUAAUUCAGGCCAAGGCUCAUCCAUCCAGGGGAAGAAAUCGAAAAAGAAGAACUCCAAUUCAUCCAUCAACAACAGAAAGAACUGAGUGUGAGAUUCCUCAGUGCAGUGUUUGUUCCAAUGGGACAGACACCCGAUGUGUCUGUGCCCCCGAUUAUAAUUUACAAAAAUUGAGACAAAACAAUUUCAGAAUAGACAAGCAUACAUUAUUGUAUUUGCAAAAAGACGGUUUUUUUAACUUCAAUUAUGUUCCUCUAAACCCAGAGACGAAUAAUUUUUGAUGUUUGGAUUGUAUUUAUAGAUGCGUACUCUUAAUAUUUUUUAAUUUCCUUAUAAUCACAUUAUUUAAUAUAUUUUGAGUAUUUAAAAAAAAAAUUAAUUAAUACGUUUUUACUAUUGUUCAGUUUUUAUCAUCAUCUACAUGUACUCGUAAAUAUUACGUGUAAGUAUUU